AUGCCAGUUGAGUUGGAUAUUUUGGGUGAUUCAUUGCAAUCCUCUUUUCAAAAAGAUAAUACACUGCUUAGAGACGAAGAUGAUCCAUUUUACCACUACCUAAUAUCCACGAAGGCGGCCACAAACUUGGAUAUAAUUAGAAAGAGUGCAAUAAAAGAUAGUAUACAUGAUUCCACGGCGAAUACUAUAAAUGAAUAUCAGACGAGGCUUUCUAGAUUAGAAGAUCUGGCGAACUCUCUAAACUUCUCUGCUGAAAGUAAGCUUAAACAAAAGUACGAUUCAUAUGUUGAAGACCAGAAAACAAGGCGGUAUAGUGUCGACUUUGAUAUGCCAGCGGAAGGCUCCAUGGAUUCAGAAGAUAUAGCCUCAGGGAUGGAAUCCCGCGAGGAAGAUGACUCUCUUCGUAACCUAAGGCAACGUCUUAUGGGCAAAAGAAGAGACAGUUUUGAAGGUGAGAAUGAAUCCUUUGACAAACAAAUGCAAAUUCAGGAUGAUUUGCAGAAGGAAUUGGUUCAGGACAUGUCCCAAUUGGUGACUGGUUUGAAACAAGGUGCAGAAGCAUUUCAAAAUGCUCUUGAGCAUGAUUCUACUGUCCUAAAAGCGGCUGAAAUUGGGUUGCAUGUCACUUCCAGAAGCCUUUCGACCCUUGGGUCUAACUUAAAGAAGUACCAUAAGGAAAAGAUCGGAUUUUUCAUGAAACUUGGACUUCUUUCAUUUGUCAUAUUGGGUUUAUUGAUAACCUACCUAGUUAUUAAGGUUUUCCCUGACCUCUAA
This is a messenger RNA of Kluyveromyces marxianus DMKU3-1042, 774 nucleotides long. It is a transcript of the gene USE1, whose product is annotated as SNAP receptor USE1. The transcript has a single exon. Gene Ontology annotation, molecular function: SNAP receptor activity. The coding region runs from base 1 to 774 and encodes 257 amino acids. Gene Ontology annotation, biological process: retrograde vesicle-mediated transport, Golgi to endoplasmic reticulum. Gene Ontology annotation, cellular component: SNARE complex; endoplasmic reticulum. Lineage: Eukaryota; Fungi; Ascomycota; Saccharomycetes; Saccharomycetales; Saccharomycetaceae. The record is from RefSeq and is a predicted model, not a curated record.